AUGUGGAUUAUUCUUCCUUUUUUGAAGCUUCACGGCCAAGAGGCAUUCAGAUUGAUGUUGGUGGCUUGGCGGGCAUCCUCGCUGUCCCACAUUCAUUGCACGUUGAGAUUCGCAGAGUUAUUGAGCAUCCCUUCUCACAUAUCAAGCGAUCCUUUCGUGCCUGGGGCAAGUCUGCUCGUGGUGGUGUUCAAGAGACGGAGAGGGGGCGCUUGA
Pochonia chlamydosporia 170 is the source of this 213-nucleotide messenger RNA. RefSeq lists its product as hypothetical. Lineage: Eukaryota; Fungi; Ascomycota; Sordariomycetes; Hypocreales; Clavicipitaceae. Bases 1 to 213 code for a protein of 70 amino acids. The record is from RefSeq and is a predicted model, not a curated record. The transcript has a single exon.